AUGAGUUGUAUGCAUAUUCACGUGAUUACCCUCUUUCCAGAAAUGUUCAAAGCCAUUUUAGAGUAUGGUGUGACUGGACGAGCAUGGUCCGAAAAACGUUUUGAAUUAAGUCUUUGGAAUCCUAGGGAUUUUACUACUGACCCUUAUCGCCGAAUUGAUGAUCGUCCAUAUGGAGGGGGGCCUGGUAUGGUGAUGAUGAUAGAACCACUGCUGCGCACAUUGCAGGCGAUUUUUGCUUGCUCGGCUACUUGGCAGCGCCAUCAACCUCGCGUUGUUUUAACGUCACCUCAAGGUCAUGCGAUUACCCAUGAAUGGAUCGUUGAUCAGCAACAGGCGAGUUGUGUUUUUCAACGUGAUAUUGUCUUAGUGUGCGGUCGCUAUGAAGCCAUUGAUCAGCGUUGGAUUGAUGCCUAUGUCGAUGAGCAAAUCAGUUUAGGAGACUUUGUGAUUUCAGGUGGUGAAAUCGCGGCAAUGGCAGUGAUGGAUGCCAUGAUUCGUUUGUUGCCAGGCGUCUUGAAAGGUUCGCAAUCUUGUGAGCAAGAUAGUUUUGUCAAUGGUGUACUCGAUUGUCCACAUUACACAAGGCCAGAGAGCAGUGAAUUGGGGGAUGUUCCUGAGGUUUUGUUAUCAGGGCAUCAUGCGAAUAUUAUGGCAUGGCGGCGUGAGCAGAGCUUGCAAGCUACUUUUAGGCAACGUCCUGAGUUAAUAGAUAAAUUGAUCGAUUUAUCCUUAAUCAGUCCCGUCGAAGAAAAAAUGCUUAAGGACAGACGUGCUACAAAACUUUUCCAAGCGCCACGUAUCAAACAGCCCGAUGAAUCGUCGGAGGAUUUUGACGUAGGACCUUCGAAAACCCAAAUUAAAAAACAAAUGAAUGAUAUUCAAAAUCUUGGAAAAGCCAUGCUUGAAUUAUCCGUCGAUCAACGUAAAACCAUACCAAUCGAUGAUCAACUUUUUGAAUCGAUGAAAGAGUUUGACAGACUCAAAAGUCAUGAGGCGCGUAGACGGCAAUUACAGUACAUUGGCAAACUCAUGCGCCACUUAGAUGAACAAGAGAUCAUCGCAAUUACCGAUAGUCUUAAUCGCCUUCAGGGCAAAAGCGCAGAAGCAACCGCCGAACUGCAUCGUAUUGAACGAAUGCGAGAUCGCUUACUCAAUGAUCCACAAGGAGAAGUUUUAACCAACUAUCUCGCAGAUCAUCCUCACGUCGACAAGCAAGGAUUAAGAACGUUGUUACGUAAUUUCUGGCAUGCCCAACACCAUGAUCAAUCUGAAGCCAUGCGAAAAAAUAGUCGAGAAAUUUUCCAACUCAUUAAAAAUGCUGAAAAAAACUCAACACCUGAUCAUCACUCCAGUCUAGAUGAGGUCAGCAUUGAAACCCUAGAUCAUUAA
Darwinula stevensoni is the source of this 1389-nucleotide messenger RNA. NCBI's taxonomy places the organism in Eukaryota, Metazoa, Arthropoda, Ostracoda, Podocopida, Darwinulidae. The record is from the annotation of a GenBank genome assembly.